This is a messenger RNA of Carcharodon carcharias (great white shark), 6458 nucleotides long. RefSeq names its product phosphoinositide-3-kinase, regulatory subunit 1 (alpha) (gene pik3r1). The transcript has 16 exons. Gene Ontology annotation, cellular component: phosphatidylinositol 3-kinase complex. Gene Ontology annotation, biological process: insulin receptor signaling pathway; phosphatidylinositol phosphate biosynthetic process. The record is from RefSeq and is a predicted model, not a curated record. Gene Ontology annotation, molecular function: 1-phosphatidylinositol-3-kinase regulator activity; protein binding. Lineage: Eukaryota; Metazoa; Chordata; Chondrichthyes; Lamniformes; Lamnidae. Bases 521 to 2713 code for a protein of 730 amino acids.
CGCGAGGCCAUUAGCGAGUGCGGAGUGGAGGGCGCGAGGAAGGGAGUCACCCCGGGCCAGCCGGCUGACGAGCUGGCGCGAGAGAGAGAGAGUGAAAGAGAGAGGGGAGAGAGCGCGCGAGUUGGCACCGGGCCUCGUCAGUAUUGGCAAUCAGGUUGGGACUGCUCACAGAGGCCAAUAAUAGUUUGUUGUUGACUGACGGAUCGUUUGUGGAUGAAACAUCAGAAAGAUACGACAAACUGCUCAGCUGUGGAAUCUUGCUUUUUUUAGAAUGUGCUGACACGAUCAAGAAGAACACAGGAGUACUUUUUUCUUAUUUUUGAAGCGUGACAUUGCAUAUUUUGCAGGAAAUGGUACAAAGCUUUUUGGAAGCUUUUUGACUAAACAAGCACUGUUCACAAUUGGAAAGUGCUUUAUUGUGUGAAAAGCUUAUCUGAAGUUUAAAGUUUCUCACCUGUUAAGCAGCUAAAAGGCAAAUGUUCUUCUGCUUGUAUGUUUUACAUCUAUAACAAUAGAGAAAAUGAGUGCCGAUGGAUAUCAAUAUAGAGCUCUAUAUGAGUACAAAAAGGAGCGAGAAGAAGACAUUGAUUUACACACUGGUGAUAUAUUGAUUGUCACUAAAAAUACUCUAUUAGCCCUGGGUUUCAGCGAGGGAGAUGAGGCAAGACCAGAUGAGAUUGGCUGGCUCACUGGCUUAAAUGAAACAACACAGGAAAGGGGAGAUUUCCCAGGAACUUACGUAGAGUUUCAUGGUUUCAGGAAAAUUUCACCUCCAACACCCAAGCCACGGCCUCCUAGACCACUGCCUGUGGCUCCAAAUCCAUCAAGACCAGAAGAUCCUGACCAGCAAGCUUCUGUUCUACUGGAUUUAACUGAGCAGUUCUCGCCCCCAGACAUUGCGCCAACAACCCUAGUGAAGUUAGUAGAGGCGAUUGAAAAAACAGGUAUAGAGUGUGCCAAUUUAUACCGGAUGUCUGGUUCAUGUGGUGGUGCUGAAUUAAAACAGUUGUUGGAUUAUGAUGCGACUUCAGUGGACAUUGAGCAGUUUGAUCUGCAGUCACUGGCUGAUGCGUUAAGGCAAUAUCUUCAGGAGCUGCCAAAUCCUGUCAUUCCAGCAUCCAUCUACAGUGAUAUGGUUUAUAUAGCUCAAGAGGUACUCAAUACAGAGGAGUGUGCACAGUUGCUAAGGAGAGCUAUCCGGUCCCAUAAUGUGCCUCACCAGUAUUGGCUUACACUUCAUUAUUUGAUCAAGCAUUUCUGCAAACUUUGCCAAAGCUCUGGGAAGAACAACCUGAGUGCAAGAACAUUGGCAGAAAUCUUCAGUCCUUUGCUUUUCAGACAACAGGCAGCAAGCUCAGAUACAAAUCCCGAAUACCACAUUAAGAUUAUAGAAGUACUUAUAGCCAGUGAAUGCCAAGAAACACAAACUACACAAGCACCAGCACCAGCUUUGCCUCCAAAGCCACCAAAACCCACACCUGUAACUAAUAACGGAAUAAACAGUAACAUGUCUCUGCAGGAUGCUGAAUGGUACUGGGGAGACAUUUCAAGAGAGGAGGUCAAUGAAAAACUGCGGGACACUGCUGAUGGUACCUUUUUAGUUCGCGAUGCUUCUACAAAAAUGCAUGGUGACUAUACUCUUACCCUGAGGAAAGGAGGCAACAAUAAAUUAAUCAAAAUUUUUCAUCGAGAUGGCAAAUACGGCUUUUCAGACCCGUUGACUUUCAAUUCAGUUGUGGAGCUUAUAAAUCACUAUCGUCAUGAAUCGUUGGCACAGUACAACCCUAAGCUAGAUGUUAAACUGCUAUACCCGGUUUCCAAGUUUCAACAGGAUCAGGUGGUAAAAGAGGACAACAUUGAUGCAGUGGGCAAGAAAUUGCACGAGUAUCAUACUCAGUACCAGGAAAAAAGUAGAGAGUACGACAGACUUUAUGAAGAAUGUACUAGAACAUCUCAAGAAAUUCAAAUGAAAAGGACAGCUAUUGAAGCAUUUAAUGAAACAAUCAAAAUAUUUGAGGAGCAGUGUCAAACACAGGAAAGGUACAGCAAGGAGUAUAUUGAAAAAUUCAGGCGUGAAGGAAAUGAAAAAGAGAUCCAAAGAAUUAUGGUAAAUUAUGAAAAGCUGAAGUCUCGCAUCAGUGAAAUUGUUGACAGCAAGAGGAGAUUAGAAGAAGACUUGAAGAAACAAGCAGCUGAUUAUCGGGAAAUUGACAAAAGGAUGAACAGCAUUAAACCCGACCUGAUUCAAUUAAGAAAGACAAGAGACCAGUAUCUUACGUGGUUGACACAGAAGGGUGUUCGACAAAAGAAGAUCAACGAGUGGCUUGGUAUUAAAAAUGAAAACGCUGAAGACCAAUACUCUAUGGUAGAUGAUGAUGAAGAUCUACCUCAUCAUGAUGAACGAACAUGGAAUGUAGGAAGUAUUAACAGGACCCGGGCAGAGAGUCUGCUGAGAGGAAAACGGGAUGGAACAUUCCUAGUCCGAGAGAGCAGCAAGCCAGGAUGUUAUGCUUGCUCUGUUGUGGUCGAUGGUGAUGUGAAACACUGUGUCAUAAAUAAAACCCCCACAGGAUAUGGAUUUGCAGAGCCAUACAAUUUGUACAACUCACUUAGAGAACUGGUGCUACAUUAUCAGCACACAUCGCUUGUACAGCAUAAUGACUCCCUCAAUGUCACACUAGCCUAUCCAGUAUAUGCUAAUCAGAGAAGAUGAGAGCUAAACACUUGGUUUUUGACUGCUAGACAUGAGGUCAUUGAAAUGGCUCUUACUCCUUUGCUCUGAUUCAGUUUGACUCCUGUUCAGAAAACAGUGUGCAAAGCUGACUUCAGCUUUCCACAGAAUUAACUGGGAGAAGCAACCGUCUGGAGCUGUGAAUGUAAAUUCCUAAAGUGCUUUUUAAGAAAGCACAAGUUAAUUGAGGACUGCUAAACUAUCUCCUUUUUGGGGAUGUCGGGGCCUAUUUUUAUUGGUGCUUGUUUACAUUCUUCAAAAUGAUUUACCAGCUGGAAUGUCGGAUACUGCAAAUCCAGGGAUAUAAAAAAAAGCUUAAGAACGAACAUUGAAAUGGUAAUUAUAUCCAGUGGUGUUUUUUGACCCUGACUGAGGAAAUAUAUCAAAAUGGAACGACUUGUUUGAGGAACAAAUGGGGACUUUAUCUUGUGUAGCAAACUGGCACUUUGGAAACCAGUACCUGAAUUAAGAUGAGGAAAGGAAUGCUCUGUUUGGUCGGGGGAAGAAUGGGACGCUCACAACAAAGUGCCAGAUUUGUAGAGUCCAGGCCAUUUGAGCCUGCUUUAUAAUCUGUUUCAAACCUGAAGGAAAAGACUUCAACAAAAUGUGGCACACGGUAUAUAAAAUCAUUGUAAAUAAUAUGUAUGGAUUAUGUCACUCUGGGAGAGUCUGAUUUAAGUAAAAUGGUAUCAACCUAACCAUACCAGAUUUUGCAUUCUGUGUUUUCCUAUUUUAAAGCUAAUGUGUUUUUGCAGACAUCGCUAUGCAGGGGCUGCAUAUUGCAUAUCAUAUUGCAUAUUUUCAGAAAAAAUUACCCACAAUAUAAGCUUUGUUUUGUUGCCUAAAAGUGUUGUCAGUUGUUAUAAUAAUCUUCUGUUAUGUGUUUUCAAAACACAAAGUGUGCCUGUGAAUGCAACUUCUAAAGUUGGGAGGGGGACAAUACUGAUGCAUCGGAAGCUUUAUUAAUGCUAUCUGAAUAGCAUAUUUGAUUAUAUUAAGCCAAGAAUUAAAAAAAGACUUCAAACUUGUUUCAGAUAUUCUUCAUUAAAUGGCAAUGGUUUUUUCAUCUAGUUCAAAAAUAUAUUUUAGCCAUGUUGCUUUUAGCCAAUGCAACCAUUUUUUAUUAUGAUGUAUCCAGAAAACACUAAAGGAAAUCUUAAAAAAAAGAAAUCUGACUCCCAUAGCCAGGCCAUGAGUUAACAUUUUUAAUGUACAUUACACUUUCUUGCAACAGCUUGAAAACUAGAGCUCCCCAUCUCCCUCCAAUUUCAUCCUUCCUAAAAUUUUCAGGCUUUUAAAACCCAAGCUUUAUAUAUAUUCUGCUUGCUGUUUUCUAAUUUUCCUCAUCUUUAUUUUCAACUUUGCCAUUGUCCUGUACUGAUGGGCCUUAGCCCUUUAACUUAGUACCUCAAUUGUAAAAAAGAAAAAAUUUGGUUUGUAAUGGAUGUAAUUGCAACCCUGCAACAGAACUUCUGGUGGCCAUGCUAGUGGAAAAUGAUAUACUUGAUAUCAAAAUCCUUUAUCCUCCAGAGCUCAUUGCAUCGCUUUAAUUCAGUUUAUUGUUUCACACAACGCAAAAGCUGAAGUGUUUUGUAACUUGGUGCACAUUUUGAGACUCCUGAAAAGAAGUCAAAAUACUCAUGUGCUGUGCUAAAUUUUCAGCUGCAUAAUGUGGCCCAGUAGCACAAGGUGGGUAACUUGCUAGCCUUCUGAAUUAGAUGGCCAUGGGUUCAAAACCCUGGAUUGUCAAUACUGUAGCUCAGCUACUAUUUACUUGUAUCUUUUGCUAUUCUUGUCCAGGGAGCUAGAGGGUACCUCAUCUCACUUCACCUCCACAUCGCAAAUGUAAAAUACCAGUAAGCCACUUGCCGCCUACAAGCACAUUUUGGACCAUCUAGCUGCAGGGUAAUAUUGGCUGCAGUCAUGAAAUUAGAUCAUGAUAACCUUACAGCUGCCCCACUGAAGGAGUGGGAAUCGGUAGAUUAUGCAAGAACCUUUUACGAGUUGGGGGGGUGGGGAGUAGAAGAAAUUCAUGAUCACAGAGGAGAAACAAAAUUAGUUUUAAAACAAUUACCUUGUAGCUAAUCUUUCUUGAGGCUUAAAUAAAGUACUGUACCAUGAAGUAUAUAAUUUUUAAUGAAAUCUGCACAUUGCAUUACUUAAAAAUAUGAGCAUCCAUAACUAUGCAACUUGAGUUGUUACAGAGAACAUGAACCUAACCCUGCUAAAAGACAAUCAAGUAAAAUUUAAUAUUUGUUUAAUCGUUCUGCAGAUCAAACAAUUAAGGUAUUGCUGGUCUAAGAUGACUCGUUGAGAAGUAAUGAGGAUUUGCUUACAACAUAUGCACAUUUUUUAGUUUGAUUUGCAAGUACAAUGCAGAUCCUCUAUGCAAAAAAGUUAUUCAACCUAUUAUCAGCAUACUAGGAAAAAUAUUGUUUACUUCAGUACAUGAUAUAUAAUGAAGCUAUUAAAUGUAAAGUAUUAGACUUUCAAUGAAAGAGGAGCUAGAGUUUAGGUUAAUUCAUUUUACUGUCCUAUUGUACGCACCACUAACUCUAUUGCACUUUUGCAUACACUUCUAACUUCAGAAUGCUUUUGCAUUUGGUAGUGUGAAACAAUCUCGAUACAAGAGGCCGCAGCAGGAUAAUUAUGGUUCCACUAGCAUGCUUUAUUUAAGCUCUUCCAAAGGUAUCAUGAGCUUUACAAAUUUAAUUCAACUGUUAAAUGUUUGGAUGUUAAGAACUGGUUAUGCGCACAGAAUUUUUCUUCUGUAUUGAAAUUCAUUUGUUUCUAUGUCUCUAUUGUAUAUGUUCUCUGUAUUUUGCUGUAGCUGUGUUUUUGAAGAAGCUUUGCUCCUUUAGUGUGUGUAAUGCUUCUUUGUUUUAAUGGUACUACUGCUGUUGUGCUUUUUUAAAAAAAGAAUGCAUUGUGUGCCAUUUUUGUUCAGUGUUGCAUUUCUAUGGAAGUUCCUUUUUUUGUGGGCUAUUCAUAUGGGUUUUCAUGUGGAGAUGCAUAUCUUAACAAGACUGAUCUGAAAGGAUAUUAAUCUUGUAAUUAUUCAUGAGCCAUUUCAUUUCUUGAAGUAAUAAAUGUAGUUGCAGAAUUUGUGCUGAUGUUGGGUGUUUUAAAAGACUCCACCAACCUAUACCAAAUCUCUAUUCCACAGGUUGCUAAGCAUGACAUUCACCAGAGUGACUGUACCUUGAGCGCUGGUUGGGCUAAAUUCACUAAGGGGAAAGAGUGUGCAGGCUAAAACUCUUGGUUGUUCUCAUGUGAGACAAUAUUCUCUUGUUCAGUUUCUUCUAUUUGGCCAGUUACUUUCCAAAAGAUAUCAGAUAACAACUUAAACAAAUUAGCCCUGCUGUGCACGUUCACAGGUAAAGUCAUUCAUAUUGUAUGAUUCAUCACCAUGAGACUGCAGUUGCUGCCCAAUAUGCUGCUAUUUUUCAAUCCUUAGAAAUUCUAAAACUCCAUUAGUUGAAUAAUGUUUGUAAAGUAGUCAAGAUUGCUUUGUUUAAAAAGCCUAUUGCUUAUUUUAUUUUCUUUUAAUAUUGGGAGGGUUGCCGGACAAGAUAUAGCUUGUCUGAGAAGGCAACGCCAUUACUGUCGAGUACAACCUCUUAAAACUAUGCUUAAGCUCUAGGUUUGAUAUAGUUGUCUCGUUUGAAGUUGCUAUAAUCCAUGUAUUUGGCUAUCAUAAGGAAUAAAGUUUUAUUUGGAAAAAAAA